Molecule: messenger RNA, 1182 nt
Organism: Schizosaccharomyces osmophilus
Lineage: Eukaryota; Fungi; Ascomycota; Schizosaccharomycetes; Schizosaccharomycetales; Schizosaccharomycetaceae
Product: Obg-like protein ATPase, OLA1-like protein
Exons: 1
Coding region: 1-1182 (393 amino acids)
Cellular component (GO): cytoplasm
Molecular function (GO): ATP hydrolysis activity; GTP binding; ATP binding
Source: RefSeq, a predicted model, not a curated record
AUGCCUCCCAAAAAGCAACAGCAGGCCGAAGUACGCGUCCAAUGGGGUCGUCCCGGUAACAACUUGAAGACUGGUAUUGUUGGUAUGCCCAACGUUGGUAAGUCUACCUUCUUCCGUGCCAUCACCAAGUCUGUUUUGGGUAACCCUGCAAACUACCCCUACGCUACCAUCGAGCCCGAAGAAGCCAAGGUUGCUGUUCCCGAUGACCGUUUUCACUGGCUCUGCGAGACCUAUAAGCCCAAGAGCAAGGUCCCAGCUUUCUUGACUAUCUUUGAUAUCGCCGGUCUUACCAAGGGUGCUAGUACUGGUGCCGGUUUAGGUAACGCAUUCUUGUCCCACGUUCGUGCAGUGGACGCUAUCUAUCAGAUCGUUCGUGCUUUCGACGAUGCUGAAAUUGUUCACGUCGAAGGUGAUGUUGAUCCUAUUCGUGACUUGGCCAUUAUUCGUGAUGAAUUGUUGAUCAAGGAUGCUGAAUUCGUCGAGAAGCACCUUGAGGGUGUCCGUAAGAUCACUUCCCGUGGUGCUAACACCUUGGAAAUGAAGGCCAAGAAGGAGGAGCAAGCUAUAGUUGAACGUGUAUAUGAAUUUUUGACCGUCAACAAGCAACCCAUCCGUAAGGGACAAUGGUCUAACCGUGAGGUCGAAUUGAUCAACACCUUAUACCUUUUGACUGCCAAGCCCGUCGUCUACCUUGUUAACAUGAGUGAGCGCGACUUCGUUCGUCAAAAGAACAAGUACCUCCCCAAGAUUAAGGCUUGGGUUGAUGAAUUCAGCCCUGGUGACACCUUUAUUCCCAUGUCUGUUGCUUUCGAAGAGCGCUUGACUUCCAUGAGUGAAGAGGAAGUUGCUGAAGAAUGCAAGCGUCUUCAAACCAAGAGCAUGCUCCCCAAGAUUAUCAUCACCGGUUACACUGCUUUGAACCUCAUCAACUACUUCACAUGUGGUGAAGAUGAAGUUCGUUCCUGGACCGUCCGUAAGGGUAUUAAGGCUCCUCAAGCCGCUGGUGUCAUUCACACCGAUUUCGAAAAGGCUUUCAUUUGUGGUGAAAUCAUGCACUAUCAAGAUUUAGUCGACCACAAGACUGAAAAUGCUUGCCGUGCCGCUGGUAAGUAUAUGACCAAGGGUAAAGAAUACUUAAUGGAGAGUGGUGACAUUGCUCACUGGAAGGCCGGAAGACGCUAA